Molecule: messenger RNA, 1062 nt
Organism: Poeciliopsis prolifica (blackstripe livebearer)
Lineage: Eukaryota; Metazoa; Chordata; Actinopteri; Cyprinodontiformes; Poeciliidae
Product: arginine esterase-like
Exons: 6
Coding region: 58-828 (256 amino acids)
Biological process (GO): proteolysis
Molecular function (GO): serine-type endopeptidase activity
Source: RefSeq, a predicted model, not a curated record
AACAGAGUUUAAAAGCUGCGGCAGGACUGCGGCCAUUCACAGGACGCUGGACCAGCAAUGGCUCUGCUGAAGGUUCUGCUGCUUCUACUGGGGCUGGGUGUUGCUGUGACCUCAGUGUCUCUGCAGAAGAGAAUCGUUGGCGGUCAGAACUGUGGAAACAAUGAGCGACUCUACCAUGUGACUUUCUAUAGACAAACUUUAAAAGAAUCAAGAAUCUGUGGAGGAUCUCUGAUCAGUGAUCAGUGGGUUCUGACUGCAGCUCACUGCUGGGAGAACGCUCCAGGAUGGGUUCAUGGGGUACUUGUAGGAGGUCAUCCUAGAAUAGGUCCAAAGUGGAGUUAUACAAUCACUCGACAUGAGGUUUAUAGAGACAGCAACGGUCGUCCACACGACAUCAUGCUCCUGAAGCUGUCAGAAAAAGCAAAGGUCCAACCAAUCAAACUGCCGGACUGUCCAGACACUCUCCUGCUUGGCACCAAGGUUCAGUUCGCAGGUUAUGGGCCGACAAAAACUGGCGAUUUGAACAGAAGAAUUGCAAAUCUGGAGAAUAAUCUUCAGUGUGCAGAGUUUAAGAUAGUUAAACGUGACGAGAUGGAAAAGAUAGUGGCAAAAGACGAUUCCCGUGAAUACCGUUACCAGAAGUGGUACACUGUGAGAAGCUCUAAGAAGGACAUUUCUCUGGGCGACUCCGGUGGAGGAUUUGAGUUCAAGAACAGGCUGUACGGCGUUUGUGUUUUCGUUGGAAACCCAACGUAUGCAUUCAGUGCACCAAGUGCCUUCAUGGACGUCUGUGCCUAUAAGCAGUGGAUAGAUGACACAAUUAAAUGACCAAAAGCCCUGACCUGCUUGUGGCUAAAUGUUCCCAAUCACAAAGUUCAAGUUAAUCUUUUGAUUUUGAUUUUCCGUUGAUUCAUUUUUUGAUUGACUUGUUGGAUUUAAGUUAUUGUGUACAAGCUAAUCUGUGAUAAUAUCUUAUUUCUCAAUAAGUGAAGUUGCUGUUUGUAAUAAAUGAGUAAUAAUAUCCACUGUCACACGACUGGAAAAUAAAUGACUGCUAUCUGA